GUAGUCUCUAAACAGACACAAGUGAUCGUCCCUGACACAUUCUUUGUUGACCGGCUGCCUGGCUCACCUAAUUCGACGUCCUUGACCAUAUCUCCCACUUCCACACGCUUUGUCGUACCCUCAUACUCAUCGUCGUCACUGCAGCACCAUGACGCCUGGAGAGCUACUACAGUUGAUGUUCAAGUGCUCCAACACAACAACUAACAUCGAUCCCGCAUGUCCGGCUCUGGCACCACCAGCUGGUGAGCUACCUUUCGAUCCAAACGCGUCUUCGUUAUGGUCCACCUCUCUGGGUAUUCUGACUGCAUGCUGUGUGCUGAUUGCACUGAGUAUGGCCCUGCGUGUGUUCACUAGGAUGUACAUUAUCAAAAGGUUCUUUACCUUGGAAGAUGCGCUAAUGAUCUUCGCAACGAUCUUGUUCGCUCCCAUCGUUGGUUUACAACUCAAAGCAUAUCAAUUCGGCGGCUCCAAACACCAAUGGAAUGUCACUGUUGGCGACUUACUUAUAGCUCUCCGCUACGUGUAUGCUGUGCAGAUUAUGUACUGUCUUUCGCUUUACGCUGCGAAGCUCAGUAUCCUUCUCCAGAUAAAACACAUCUUCGAAGGCACGCAACAGCGCAAAACAUUCAUCUUCUGGGCCAGCUGGACGCUCAUUGUACUUGUUACCUGCGCAUAUACUGCUACGUUGAUGGUACUUCUGUUCUCAUGCAAUCCAGUGCGCAAGGCCUGGAACCCUCUUCUGCCCGGCCGAUGCCACAACUCAGCUGCUGGCUACAUUUCCGGCACGAUCAAUCUUAUCAGCGACAUCGCAGUCUUGCUGCUUCCGGUCGUCGGCGCUGUGCAAUUGCAGAUGGACAAGCGGAAGAAAGCUGCCGUCUCGGCCGUAUUUGCAACAGGUUUCAUGUGCGUAUUUCGAUGUCUAAGUAUUGCAAAAGCUCACGCGAAUAGUGCCUGCGGCGCUUCGGUACUUCGACUGUAUUACUCCUCCCAGGAAGCAAAGAGCAACGAUAAAACCUACUGGCUUGCUCUUGUUGGUCUCUGGGGGGCUGUCGAGAUUGCGAUGGUCAUUUUGUGCGGAUGCUUUAUAUCGUUUCCUAGGUUUCUUAAGUGGGUGAGGGAGACGACGGCAUCCCAAGUCUAUGGCUCGCAACGCUAUAAGUCGAGAGAUUACGGGUCAGAGAGUCAAUCGAGACUGAGGUCGGAUGCACCAAUUGAACUUGGGAUCAUUGGCGUUACGAAUGAGAUUAGGGUUGUGAGUGAAGACUGGAGGGCACUUCGCUGACCUUGACGAUGAGGACUGGAACAGCUAGUUUGCGGAACAUACCUGCGAUAUGACUUGAUUUACAUAGAACCAUAAUGUCAGUA
Messenger RNA from Boeremia exigua, 1365 nucleotides. RefSeq lists its product as uncharacterized. Lineage: Eukaryota; Fungi; Ascomycota; Dothideomycetes; Pleosporales; Didymellaceae. The transcript has 5 exons. The coding region runs from base 149 to 1282 and encodes 377 amino acids. The record is from RefSeq and is a predicted model, not a curated record.